This is a messenger RNA of Chaetomium globosum CBS 148.51, 879 nucleotides long. RefSeq lists its product as uncharacterized. The transcript has 3 exons. Bases 1 to 879 code for a protein of 292 amino acids. NCBI's taxonomy places the organism in Eukaryota, Fungi, Ascomycota, Sordariomycetes, Sordariales, Chaetomiaceae. The record is from RefSeq and is a predicted model, not a curated record.
AUGGCGCCUGCGACGUCCGUCCCGCCCGCGCUCCCUCCCUCUGUAGAGGAAGCCUAUCGCCGAAAAUGCAUCCAACUUAAGCAGCGCACUAGCGAGGUGGAGGAGGCCAAUGAUGCCGCCAGGCUGCGCCUCGCCCGUCUGAAACGACAGGUCGAGAAGAUGCGGUUAGAGCGAGCCUUCCUGCUCGAGCAGUUAGUAAAGCGAACGAGCACGAACGUGGAGGACUCAGACGGCAGCCCGAGCCCACCACCGACACCCAAGGAAAAGCCUUUGCGCAUUAAGCGCGGCCAUCGCAAGCCUUCCGCGUUUCCCGCCAACCUCGAAGCCCCGUCAUCGAUCAACGCUGCCACCCCCGGCUCGACCACGUUUAUAAGUCAAAACCUGCUCGUCCACUCACCCAGCUCGGACGCCUACUCGGCCGCGCAGCAGGGUGAAGGGGGCAAAACCAACGGCGUGCACAAGGGCGCACCCAAGAAACCCGGUAGCGCAUUCGAUCUGUACUGCGAAGACACCAGGCCGUCCCUCAAAGAGAAGGCGAAGGAAGGCGACAGCGUGGAGGAAGAGCUUUCCAGCAGCUGGAAGGAGCUGCCCGAGAGCCAGCGCGACGAGUAUAAGGCACGCGCCGAUCGCCGGAUGGCUGAUUACCAGAAGGACAAGGACGUAUACGACGCGGCCAAGGAGAAGGAAGCUGCAGCCGCAGCCAGCGCUAAGGCAGCGGCGGCCGAGGGCAACGACAAGGCCGGGUCGGCCGAGUCGGACCAGGCCGCUGCCGAGGCGGGAGAGGGACGAGAAGCACAGCAGCAGCCACAGCAGGAGGAUGUCGAGAUGACGAAUUACGACACAGACCAGGAGACGCAAGGAGAGAGGCCCGAGGAGUAG